AGUUUCAAUGAGGCAGUUAAAUUACAUUCAAAUUUGGGGAAAACAGUAAGAGUAUUUACAGGUAAUCUCAGCGAUAACAGUUGGUCCCGAUACCAUAUAAAAGACAACGUCGAACGUCAGUCCUGCGGACGGACAGGAGUAAAUCAACGAAGAUGAAGGGAAUUGAGAUUUUCGCAGUUUUGAUGGUGACAUUAAUUCUCGUACACGAAGGGCUUGGUGCUGCUAGUACACCAGGAGCAGGAGGGAGUGGUACAGGAGGAGGAAGUAGUUCUGGAGGAAGUAGCUCCGGAGGAAGUGGUACAGGAGGAAGUGGUUCUGGAGGAAGUGGUUCUGGAGGAAGUGGUUCCGGAGGAAGCGGGUCAGGGUCUGGUUCUGGGAAUGGAACUGCAGGGAUAACUGGAAGUGUGAUAUUGACUUUGUUAUCACUUUGUUUCUACUGUUUCAUGAAAAUAAGAUAGGCUGUAUUAUUUUGAAGCUUUGCCGAUUUCUAUAUCUAUUCAUUGUGAAGAACAUACUUGAUAUCAUGCAAAUUUUGAAAAGGAGAUUCGACUAAAAACCAAACAAACUAAAUACAUGGACAAUUUUGUGCAAACACCAUAUGUUGUAGUGAUCUGCGUAAUAAAUUUUUCUUUCUGAAUUCAUA
Molecule: messenger RNA, 643 nt
Organism: Ostrea edulis (European flat oyster)
Lineage: Eukaryota; Metazoa; Mollusca; Bivalvia; Ostreida; Ostreidae
Exons: 3
Coding region: 153-458 (101 amino acids)
Source: RefSeq, a predicted model, not a curated record